Molecule: messenger RNA, 1538 nt
Organism: Cuscuta epithymum
Lineage: Eukaryota; Viridiplantae; Streptophyta; Magnoliopsida; Solanales; Convolvulaceae
Source: the annotation of a GenBank genome assembly
UAAUUUUAAAGUCACACAUUAAUUCUACUUUGCACUAAAUUAGUUUGAAGUAUUAAUUAAAAUAGUUUUAAUUAGUUGCAUUAGUUUUGUAUCCAUUAUUAUAUUGGUUGUCAAUUAAUAUUUGUUACAUUUUUAACAUGGAAGGGGGUAGAUAUUCGGUUGAUUUGGGUAACCUCCAACGCAAUCGGAGGAACGAGAUUGGGAGGAAGAAAUCCCGCAAAGGUAAAGAACUUGCCGGUUCUUCAUCUCAAAGCCGAGAUGAUUUUGAAACGGGUUACCAAAGGCGAGAUGGAGAUGCGAUGUCCGAAGAACAACUCCAACAAGAAUUGGCCCGACAUAAUAACCGCUUUCUACAACAACAACAAAUGCCGACGACCAUUGACGAAGAGGAGCUUGAGGAUGAAGAUGCGGAGGAAUUGGAACCGGAGACGGCCGAGGAGGAGGGUGCCGGCAGCCACGACGCCGACGCGCUUGCCUCAUCCCAAACCGCCACCGGUAAUAAAAAAGGUAAGUCUGAACUAAUGAAAAAUAAUUUUGAUAAAUGGAAGGACCCACAAACCGGCUAUUGGCACGCAACUUGCAAGUGGUGCAACGACAAUUAUAGUUUGGGAACCUCCGGCGGAUACGGAUCCGCCGCAAGGCAUCUUAAGGCAAAGCACCCCGUGGAGUAUGCAAAAUUAGGCGGCGGAACGGGGAAGCAAACUCAAAUAUCGAGACUUGCUAAUUUGGAAGAUUGUUUCAACUUCUAUUAUCUUGCGUUUUUCGGUGAAUUUCCAAUGUAUGACGAUAACCCCAUAGAUCCGAAAACGGAAUACAACGAGGUUAGUACUUUAUUUUAUGCCUUAUUUAAUGAGUUUCGUGCACAAUAUAGCAACGCUCCCCCUCCCCCGUCACGAACAUCUUCAUCUAAAGGAAAAUCGAUUUUUAAAUCUGCAUUUGGCAAUCUUAUGAAAAAAACUAAAACAACUCACGUCACUGAACAAAGCGCAUUGAAUGAGAUUACUUUGUAUUUAACAUAUGAAGUUGAUUUUGAAGAAAAUGAUGACUUUGACGUUCUAGACUGGUGGAAGUCAAAAGAAAGAACGUUCCCGAUUUUAGCACGGAUGGCUAAGCAAGUACUAUCAAUGCCGGUUUCAACAAUUGCUGUGGAACAAGAAUUUAGUUCGGCCGGCAACGUCCUAACGGCAUCUAGAUCGAGAUUGAGCGCGGAGUCUCUUGAGACGCUUAUAUGCUACCACGAUUGGUUGAAGGCCGCACGUAGAACUCAAGAAUUGAGCAUCACCCCCUCUCAAGAUUUUAUGGAUGACUCAACAAUCGAUGGUGGCUCUACCUAUGCCGGAGAUUCCGAUUGAUUAGUAUUUUAGAAUUUAUUAUAAAAUGUAUUUUAUAGCACUUGUCAAAUUUAUUUAUACUUGUACUUCAUAUUUCAAAAUUGUAAACUUGUACUUCAUAUUUCAAAAUUGUAAAUUUGUAGUUGUACUUCAAAUUAAUUUGUAAACUUGUACUUCAUAUUUCAAAUAAAUAUGUGUUCACUUUUU